Patella vulgata (common limpet) is the source of this 4608-nucleotide messenger RNA. RefSeq lists its product as uncharacterized. Lineage: Eukaryota; Metazoa; Mollusca; Gastropoda; Patellidae. The transcript is spliced from 23 exons. Bases 74 to 2791 code for a protein of 905 amino acids. Gene Ontology annotation, molecular function: protein tyrosine phosphatase activity. Gene Ontology annotation, biological process: protein dephosphorylation. The record is from RefSeq and is a predicted model, not a curated record.
UCCUGGUUUACGAUUUGUGGGAAUUGUUUCAUAAAAUCUGGUUUACUUGAGACCUAGGGUUGAUUGUGAUAGAAUGGAUUCGCAAACGCUGCUGAUCACUUUCUAUUUAUUGAACCAAGCUUUCUGCAUAACUGUUUUUAGGAAUGUGGCUAUAAACAAACCAACUGAACAAAGUUCUUCAUCACAAGCAAAAGGUGCUGGAGACUCACCUCAUGCUGUAGAUAAUAAUACUGAUAGUUAUUUUAACGGUAAUUCCUGUACUCAUACUGAAAAGGGUGCCAUUGAAUGGUGGUGUGUUGAUCUAAAACAUGUCUAUAUUAUUAACAACAUUAAAUUAUAUAACAGAAAUAUAUUACAAGGAAGACUUCGGGGAUUUACAAUGAAGUUAAGUAAUACAGGUCAAUGUAGAGGAACAGGAUUGGAAUCAGCUAGAUCAUGUUAUACAGAUACUUCACAACAAAACCACACAGUUUAUAACAUAGCAGGAUGUAACCAAACAUCAUCAACAUCUUUAUCUGGUAGAUUUGUUUUUAUUCAAAAUAAACCAAAUCAAGCUCUUACACUGUGUGAAGUACAAGUAUUUAAAGGUGGUUGUCCAGAUGGUAAUUAUGGUGAAGACUGUGAGAAAAAAUGUAAUAUUAACUGUAAAGAUGGAUUGUGUAAUUCAACAACUGGUAAUUGUAAUACAUGUAAAUCGGGUUUUACUGGAGAUAAAUGUGAGACUUGUCAACAAGGUAAAUAUGGUGACAACUGUCAACAGAACUGUAGUACUGGUUGUUUAAAUAAUAACUGUUCUAAAUCAAACGGAACUUGUGGAUCAAAAUGUUCCAGUAAUUGCUCUGCAGUGUGUGAUAAAUCUAGCGGUAUGUGUCGUCAGUGUAAACCUAAUACAGUAGGUCCAUAUUGUAAUUCAACAUGUGGUAGUGGAUGUCAACCAAUCACAGGUAAUAUAACAUGUGAUAGAAAUGGUAGAUGUACCAGUUGUAUUAUGGGAAGAUAUGGUGAUAGAUGUGAUAAGAAUUGUACUAUUACAUGUAAUGGUGGAUGUGAUAGAUAUAAUGGUACAUGUAUUGAUGGAUGUAUUAAAGGUAAAAGUGGAGAAUAUUGUGAUAAAAACUGUAAUUAUAAUUGUAUUCAUUGUAAACAAGAUGAUGAUAACUCCUGUACUGAAUGUAAAGAUGGAAGAUGGGGAACAUCGUGUAAUGAAAUUUGUAGUUUUACCUGUAAGCCACGGAAUAUUGCAUCGUCGACCUCUUGCAAUGCCACAUCCAGUGAACAGUGCACAAAACCAUCAUGUGAUCAGAUGACCGGAAAUUGUUCCCUUGGAUGCAUUGCUGGAAAGAAGGGAAACUAUUGUUCUGAAAAUUGUAGUGCUGGAUAUUAUGGAGAUAAUUGUGCUAACGCCUGUGGACGAUGUGCUAGAGGUACACCAUGUAAUACAACAAGUGGCAGUUGUGAACAUGUUGGUUGUGAGGAUGGAUUUAUAGGUCUAAUGUGCAGUGAAGCUACCCCCAAACCCGAUGGGGCACAUCCUGCUGUAGCUAUUCUUGCUAUUCUUGCCGUGGUUGGUGUGGUUGGUGUGGUUAGUUUCAUUGGUGUGAAAAUAAGAGAAAGGUACAUGAAGGACAAUCAACAGCCCACUGUAACAGACAGUGAAAAUGAAACUGAAGAAGUUAGUGAAGGCGGUAAUGAAGUAGUAAUGUAUUCUAACUUACCUAAUUCUGGUGUAUAUGAAAAUCUACCAUCUACCCGCAUUGAAUUGAAAGAUUUGUGGGAAAUAAUUCAAAGAAAGAAAACGGCAAAAACUUUCAAACCAGAAUAUGAGAAUCUACCAAAAGGCCUAUGUUCGCCUCAUGAUGUUUGUCUGAAUAAAAUAAAUCGACCUAAGAAUAGAUACAAGGAUAUAUGUGCAUUUGAUCAUACCAGAGUUAAAUUGGAGAUUGAAAACAAUGAUCCCACUUCAGAUUAUGUCAAUGCCUGUUAUAUCACUGGUUAUGGUAAUGUCAAAAAUAAAUAUAUAGCUUCACAAGGUCCAAACGAUGUUAAUAUUAACGAAUUUAUGCGGUUGAUAUGGGAUGUGAAAACAGGAAAAAUUGUAAUGGUUACCAAUUCACAAGAACUCGGUGUUGUAAAGUGUUUGGAAUACUGGCCGAUGAAUGGAAAAACUAAAUCGUUCAAGAAAAUCUCUGUGAAAGUUUUAGCGGAAGAUAUCUUUGCACACUUCACAAUAAGAACGUUAGAAAUAACUAAAGAGGGGUGGGAACCAAGGACCAUUAUACAAUACCAUUAUACAUCCUGGCCUGAUAAAGGUGUUCCUGCUGAUGCAGCAUCAUUGGUAGAAUUCAGAAACAAGGUGAACAAAUCACCAACUCCACAUCCUGGACCAAUGAUCGUACACUGUAGUGCUGGUAUAGGAAGAACAGGAACAUUUUUAGCUUUAGAUUAUCUUAUUGAAGAAGGUAAAGCUGGAGAUUCAGUAGAUGUUGUUCGGUGUGUAUCACGGAUGAGAACAGAAAGAGUCAAUAUGAUUCAGACAUUGGAUCAGUAUAUAUUUUUACACGAGGGAAUCUUAGAAUGGUAUAUAGCUGGAAACAUAACAACAUCUAUAGCUGAUUACAAGACAAUCUACAAAGAUCUGCUUAAAAUGCAAACAUCUGGAAAAUGUCUCCUGGAACAAAAAUUUGAAAUGAUGAAGAAGGUCAGUCCAGUGCACACGAAGGAUGAUUGUUAUUCAGCUUUGUUAGAUGAAAAUAAAAAUAAAAACAGAAACAGGGCAAUAUUAGCCAGUUAAAGCGUACGACCAUUUAUAUCAUCUAUUGAUAGCGGAACUGAUUAUAUCAACGCUGUGUAUAUACCUAGUUACAGAAAGAAACAAGCGUAUAUAUUAACACAGACACCAUUACCAGAUACUGUUAUAGAUUUCUGGAGAAUGGUUAUACAAACUGAAUCUUACAUAAUCGUAGAUCUAGAUCAUGGUCAAGAAAUAUCGAGGGAUAUAGGUCAGUAUCUUCCGGAAACCAAGCUGAUGUGCGGUGAUUUUUCUAUUACCAAAUCUAGUGACACGCAGAAUAAAGAUGAUUAUUCAAUAGUGGGCUAUAAAAUCGGAAGUGAUAUAGACGUAAAUGUAAAUCAAACAGUUAAAGUAUACGAAUGUAAAUUCUGGAACGAUCAACAACAGACACCAGAAUCCUUCAUUUCAUUGAUUAAUGUACUUGAACAUGUUAAGUCAAGUUACGAAAAUAGUAAUCCAUUGGUUGUUGUUUGUCGGGAUGGUGUUACUAAAGGAGGUAUAUUUUGUGUAUUGACUGCUAUAUUAGAGAGAUUAACAAUAGAACAAGAUGUCAGUGUAUUACAGACAAUAGUACAACUUAGAGCUUCCAGACCACAGAUUAUAACAUCUUAUGAACAACUCAAAUUUUGUUUUGAUGCGAUCCAACUUUACCUAGAAAAUUAUACUACUUAUGUAAAUAUAUUGUAAUUCAGAUAAUAACUUUAAUACUACUGACAACAAUUUUAGUCACAUCAUAUAAAAGCUUCUAGACGCCAUAUUGAAAGGUCGAGUAGAAUUGAUGACGUCACUAGCGCCUUCUUUGAUAUUAUUGUUUACAUUAGGCCUAUUGAUGUUCCCUGUUGUAAUACAGUAUUGCGACGUUUUAAAGGCGCUUUUAAUACGUUCUUAACCAGAACAUAACAGGAAAUUAAAAUACUGAUUUGAAUGGAAAACGCCCGUAUUUCACACGGGGUCAUGCUUGUUAUCAAAUGUCAGUAUGUCUUUGUCUGGGUUAUAACCUAAUCCUCUCCAUUAGAAACGAAUUAUGGAACUUUGGCUGCACUGGGUCUAUCUUCUAGUGCAUUUAUUAUCAUGAUCUUGGUGUUUCUGAAAAUACAAUCAUUAACAGUCACAAUCGCAGUUUUAACUAAUGCCCGUUUUCCAUGUAUGUGUUUUCGCAGCAUUCCAGCGAAAAGGUUGGUCUAAUUCAAAUGUAAUGGAGCCGUAUCCAUGUAACCGGUGAAAACUUGCACGGGAACGCCACUGAAACGCGUACAUGUAAAUCGGAGCUUAGAUCUGCCAUCUUAUCAAGCGUAUUAAUUAUCGCGCAUCAGCGAUCCAGAAUUAUUAUAUUCAUAAUAUUAAUAUAUUCAUAAUUUCUUUUAUUAUUGACCCUUGAUAUAUAUUUAUUGCGUAUUUCAAUUAUUACAUAUUUGCAUAACUAUUAUUUGCAUAUUUAUUAUUGGCAUGUUUAUUAUUUGCGCGUUAUUUUAAUGUUUACCGUUUUCAUUGCAUAUUUUCUCUAUAUUGUAUUAUCAUUUUUACCUCUUGAGACAUUAAAGACAGCAUGACUGUGUUAAAGGACAAUAUUGGUGUCAGUCAUUAUCACAUAUGUGAUAGAGGCGUUAAAUGAUGAUUUCAAAAAACGGAAGUGACGAACUCAAAAGGAAAACACGAGAUAUCCGUCUAUAUAAAUGACUGAAGUGACGAGUGAUAACUGAUACACGGGCGAAUUUCUGCUCACUAAAAAUUCCUUCAAAGUCCAAACGUUUUUGUAUGAGACUGUGGGGGGAUAUCUGACAAUUUAAAAAAAAAUAAUUGACUGUCACUAGAUAAGA